Selaginella moellendorffii is the source of this 1327-nucleotide messenger RNA. RefSeq lists its product as uncharacterized. The transcript is spliced from 2 exons. NCBI's taxonomy places the organism in Eukaryota, Viridiplantae, Streptophyta, Lycopodiopsida, Selaginellales, Selaginellaceae. Bases 19 to 639 code for a protein of 206 amino acids. The record is from RefSeq and is a predicted model, not a curated record.
GCGGCUGUGCUGUGUCCAAUGCUGGGUGCCUUCGUGUCCUGCCCAAAGGGUCACCGUUUCAAGAUCUGCGCUUCAUGCGGGCAACAAAAUAAGGCUGGUCUUGUCUCCCACGAGCUCACUCUACUGGUUCAUGGAGCUUGCUGUGCUGGUGCAACUAUGGGUGACCAUCAAGCAAGAAAAGAGACAGCACUUUUCAGUGAAGAUGGAAUCGAUGCCGCAAUUCUGGUGAAUGCUUCCAGCUUGCUUCCUUUGUUCUUCUUAAAAGAGCGUCCAGGGUGCAUGGAUGCAGAAGGACUUGCAGAUCCAGCAAACUUACGGCCCGAUAGCACUAAAUUCAAGCGAGACCUGGAUGCUCGUGCAAAAGAAGAAGAGGAACUCUUCUACGUACGUUGGAACUCAGGCGUUCUCAUACCGGGUAUGUCAGGAUUGCUUCGCUUAUCUUCUCUUUUCCGCUUGUUUUCUAAAUCACGAGUCCGCUUAACAGCUCGGUUCCCAAUCUCAACUUUGCCGAGGCUUCUGCAAGCCGCCAGUACGGCCCUCCACACCACAGCAUCGCCCUCCACUGGAGAGCUUACCACGAAACGUACCAUCUCCUCAAACUUCCCGGCUCGCCCGAGAAGAUCGACCAUGCACACGUAGUACUUCGCAGCGGGGGCGAUCCCAUAGUCGCUCCUCAUCGACACAAAGCUGCAGUGAGCGUCCUAGAGCCCGGAGUGGCUACACGCCGAGAGGACGCUGACGAAGUUGAUGGAGUUUGGCAUGGUGCCGGAUCCCAUUUGCAUCACUCGGAAGAGCGUGAGAGCUCACACUGCGUGGCCGUGGCGAGCGUAGGCUCCCACCAUUGCACUCCAGGUUAUCACGUCUUCUCUUCGCAGCUGGAAGAACAUCGCGUACGCAGCGUCCAGGCUCCCGUAUUUGCUGUAGAGAUUGAGCACUGCGUUGCCGAGUAGAACGUCCAGCCCCAUUCCCCUCUCGCAAAUCCAGCCGUGAACUCGCUUGCCAUCUUUCAAGGAGGAGAUCUCCGUGCAGGCAAUGAUAGCGUUUACGGAAGUGUGCUUGUUCAUCCGGAAUCCUUCUAACUGCAUGUGUGAAUCGAGUACGAUUUUUCCAUGCUGGUACUGUACGUAGAUCGUGAUCAAGGCUUUCCACCACGUCGCAUCCUUGUGAGAGAUCUUGGCGAAGGCUUCUCGUGCAUCAAGCAAGCUCCCACACUUUGCAAACAUGUUGACGAGCGCGUUCCCCACGAUCUUGUUAGAGGAGUCAUAGCCGGACUCCACGGUGAAUCUGUCGCCCCCCGCGCAGAAACGCCGGGGACGAGCACGCAUUG